This is a messenger RNA of Paramuricea clavata, 2801 nucleotides long. Lineage: Eukaryota; Metazoa; Cnidaria; Anthozoa; Malacalcyonacea; Plexauridae. The record is from the annotation of a GenBank genome assembly.
CUAAUAAUUCUACCAGGCAAUUUGUUAAUAGCCGGUGACUUCAAUUACCAUGUGGACAACAGUACUAACCCGGGUACCAUAAAAUUCAAUAAAAUAUUGGAAUCGUUCAAUCUACAACAACACGUGAAUGGGCCAACUCACAAGACGGGUCACACCCUAGAUUUAAUAAUAGCAAGAAUUGGCGAUCGACUGGUGACUAACAUUGAAAUACACGACCCCAUGUUUUCAGAUCAUUCAGCUGUAAGCUGUAUGUUACAGCUUGUGAAACCACCACUGGAACGUGCAGAAAUCCAGUAUCGCAAGCUGCGGAAUAUAAACAUGGAUAGUUUUAACGAAGACCUAGGAAAGUCGAACUUCAGUAGUGACAGUGAGCUACCAACUAUUAUCGAUCAGUACGAAAAGACUUUGGAAGAAACUUUACAGAAACAUGCGCCUUUAAAACGAAGAACUAUUACUCUCCGGCCAUCAGCACCAUGGUAUAACGAGGAAAUUGGUAAAGCCAAAAGACACCGUAGAAGAUUCGAGCGUCGUUGGCGAGCAUCUAGUCGAUCUAGACUGUGCAUUGACAAAGAGAUAUAUAUUAAACAAUGUCAGAUAGUGAAUGAUAUGAUCAAGGAAGCGAAGACAACAUAUUACUCCUCCGCCAUUUCUAAUAAUAAAUAUAAUCAGAAAGUAUUGUUUGAUACAGUCGACAAACUACUUCACAGAAAACCAGAGAAAUGUUAUCCAACUACAUCAUAGUUAAUAAUUUUGGGGACUUCUUUAGUAACAAGAUAGCAGUUUUACGUAGUGAUUUGGCCAAUAUAUCCACCUAUGACAAUCAGUUGAGACCAGCGGAACUGUUGACACAAUGCGUUGAGUUUAGAGUCUUUCAAACGGUAACGGAGCAAGAAGUCGAAAAUAUUGUUGACGCGAAUGGCAAAAAAUCCUGUGAACUCGACCCUAUACCUGCAACAAUUCUUAAAGGCUGUAAAAAGACUCUACUACCUACGUUUACUAACAUCAUCAACAAGUCACUCGAAACUGGAUGCAUGCCUGUACAACUCAAAGAGGCUAUGUUAAAACCUAAGCUGAAGAAAAGCAAUUUGGAGUUCGAAGAACACUCAAACUUCAGACCAAUUUCAAAUCUUAAAUUUCUAUCUAAGAUAAUCGAGAAAGCUGUUGCUACUCAACUCAUGGAACAUUUAUUCAAUAAUAACUUAGAAGAACCUCUCCAAUCAGCAUAUAAACGCUUCCACAGUACCGAAGCGGCCCUGCUUAAAGUUCAGAAUGACAUUCUUAUCGCUAUUGACAAUCAGAAAUGUGUAGUUUUGCUGUUGUUGGACAUGUCAGCCGCGUUCGACACAGUUGACCAUGAAAUCCUAUUGGAACGAAUGUCAAAACGGUUUGGAAUUAAAGACAAGGUGCUAGAAUGGUUUCAGUCCUACCUUCAAAACAGGACACAAACUGUGAUGAUUGAUGGCGUUAAAUCUGCUGCUAAAGAUCUAAAUUGCGGAGUUCCGCAAGGCUCGGUUCUGGGCCCUAUUUUGUACCUGUUAUACACCUCGCCCAUUGGAGAUAUUAUUAGACGUCAUGAACUUGACUUUCAUUUCUAUGCUGAUGAUUCGCAACUAUAUCUUGCUUUUGAGCCAACUACAGAUGAACAACCGGGUGCACUUGUGCGAAUAGAAACAUGCGUUAGAGAGAUCGACUCGUGGAUGGUUAGUAAUAAAUUGAAGCUAAAUGGAGACAAGACAGAGUUGUUAGUAAUAAAUGCACGCCAUCGCCCAUGCCCGCUUAUAGAUCAUAUAGAUAUAUCCAAUUUUAAAAUCCAACCAUCUGAAACAGCUAGUAACAUUGGCGUAACAUUCGACCGACAUAUGUCUCUAGAUCAACAUGUGACUAAUAUCUGCAAGACAUGUUUCUUUCAUUUGCGUAAAAUAGCAAAGAUAAGAGCUUAUAUCUACAGCAGACACUGAAACUCUGGUCCACUCAUUUAUUACUUCUAAACUGGAUAGCUGUAAUUCUCUGCUAUAUGGGUUGCCAAAACUCAUGAUUGAUCGAUUACAAAAUGUGCAGAACAGUGCAGCGCGUUUGAUAGCAAGACGUAGAAAAUUUGAUCAUAUCACCCCUGUUAUGAAAGAACUGCACUUGCUUCCCGUAAGCCAACGUAUCAUUUACAAGAUACUUCUCAUCACCUACAAAGCUCUGAAUGGUCUUGCACCAAGCUACAUUAGGGAUAUGCUACAACCGCAAAAAUCAACAAUGAAUGUACGUUCAUCGAUGAAAGGACUACUCUCAGUACCCCCCACAAAGUUGGACAACUAUGGUCAAAGAUCAUUUUCAUAUGCAGCACCAAAACUAUGGAAUGAACUUCCAGAUUCAGUACGACAUAGUGAAUCGAUAUCUAUUUUUAAAACAAAAUUGAAGACAUAUCAAUUUAAAAAUUUUUAUAAGUAAUUGACACUAGUUUUACCAAUUUUAACUAUUGCUAGUUGUAUCUAUCUAACUGAAUUUUUAUCUUAUUCACUUCUUAUAUUGAUGCUAUAUGAUGCUAUAUGAUACUAUAUGAUGCUAUAUGAUAGUAUAUGAUGCUAUAUGAUAGUAUAUGAUAGUAUAUGAUGCUAUAUGAUGUUAUAUGAUGCUAUAUGAUGCUAUAUGAUAGUAUAUGAUGCUAUAUGAUAGUAUAUGAUUCUAUAUGGUGUUAUAUGAUGCUAUAUGAUGUUAUAUGAUAGUAUAUGAUGCUAUAUGAUAGUAUAUGAUGCUAUAUGAUAGUAUAUCAUGCUAUAUGAUAGUAUAUGAUAGUAUAUGAUGCUAUAUGA